This is a messenger RNA of Oncorhynchus tshawytscha (Chinook salmon), 3158 nucleotides long. RefSeq names its product transmembrane protein 169b (gene tmem169b). The transcript has 3 exons. NCBI's taxonomy places the organism in Eukaryota, Metazoa, Chordata, Actinopteri, Salmoniformes, Salmonidae. The coding region runs from base 1374 to 2291 and encodes 305 amino acids. The record is from RefSeq and is a predicted model, not a curated record.
GUUGGUAGGAUAUAUGUGCUUUUAUUUCGUCCAAUUUAUUAUCCAGUGAUUGUAUGCUGGCCAAUGGAACGGAUGGCAAAGGCAGAUUAGCCACUUGUCAGUGGAUCCUCAUAAGGCACCCCAUCUCUUUCCGCGAUGGUGCUGUCCUCCUGCCUUAUUGUUUCAUCACUCCACGUUGGGUCAUGUCAAGAACAGCCCUUAGCACCGUACCCCGUCAUGCAUUAUUGCUUAUUCAGAGCAGUCAAAUUAGUUCAAUCAUCCAGUGAUAGAAAAUUAUCUGGGCAGUUUAAUAAGGGCAAAUGAUCUUUUCUCUUGCGACAUAUUCAAAUUAGUUUAUUAAGUCAUGUCUUAGUUCGCAAUAAUUAUUAUUUUGAUGUAAACCAAAUUUUGCGUUACAAGUUACGUCGGUAAUUACAAGUUACGAUAUUCAUUCUUUAUUGGCUCGGUAAAAUUAUGGGAUAAUUGUUUAUUGUAUAAAUGUGGCAACUCCUCUCUUCCCGUGGAAAAAAAACAUGUUUAUUUUUAGUCCUUUUGUGCUGGUUUUGUUCGGUCAAUGGGAUACAAAUGCAGUGGUCCUGGCAACCCUGCCCACAUCGGGGAACAGCGUAGUGGUGUGGAACCAACGUCUAUCGAAGGGGUGUCGGAUAAAAUAACUACACACGAAAAUAACACAACUACUAUAUCUCAGUUUCGGUGGUAAACCAUUUUAAGUGCUUUCCUUCUGGGAAUACCUGCUCUCACACAGAAUGGACACAUGUAGGCAGCAUUGUUUCCCAAGUGAUCAUUAGUCCCAGGCCAGUCAGGAGGUAAGGCCUAGAGAGGUGUCCCAGUCAGGAGGUAAGGCCCAGAGAGGUGUCCCAGUCAGGAGGUAAGGCCCAGAGAGGUGUCCCAGUCAGGAGGUAAGGCCUAGAGAGGUGUCCCAGUCAGGAGGUAAGGCCCAGAGAGGUGUCCCAGUCAGGAGGUAAGGCCCAGAGAGGUGUCCCAGUCAGGAGGUAAGGCCCAGAGAGGUGUCCCAGUCAGGAGGUAAGGCCCAGAGAGGUGUCCCAGUCAGGAGGUAAGGCCAAGAGAGGUGUCCCAGUCAGGAGGUAAGGCCAAGAGAGGUGUCCCAGUCAGGAGGUAAGGCCCAGAGAGGUGUCCCAGUCAGGAGGUAAGGCCCAGAGAGGUGCCCCAGUCAGGAGGUAAGGCCCAGAGAGGUGCCCCAGUCAGGAGGUAAGGCCCAGAGAGGUGCCCCAGUCAGGAGGUAAGGCCUAGAGAGGUGUCCCAGUCAGGAGGUAAGGCCUAGAGAGGUGUCCCAGUCAGGAGGUAAGGCCCAGAGAGGUGCCCCAGUCAGGAGGUAAGGCCCAGAGAGGUGUCUUUCCCCUUAGUCAGUCAGUAUGGCCCAGGCGGAGGCCCAGCCCAGUGGGGAUAACAGCCCCCAGCUCAUCUCCCUCCAGUCGGAGAGGUCAGAGGCAUCAGGGAACCACGCAGAGGUGGGCUCCGCCAACCGGAGGAAGAGGAGGAGGAAGGAGCCCAGACCUGAGUCCAUCAUUGUGUAUCGCUCAGACAAUGAGAGGGGGCCUGGGGAGGAGCAGGUGGGAGAGGAGGGAGGUGCUGAGAGGAGCACUGAAGAGGGGGCCAAGUUCCUCAACACACCCACCGGCGAAGGAGGCUGGAGCGACAGGAGCAUGCCCCCAGACAGCCGUUAUGUGACCUUGACCGGCACCAUCACCAGGGGGAAGAAGAAGGGUCAGGUGGUAGACAUCCACGUUACUCUAACAGAGAGAGAACUCCGGGACAUGGCCCUCUCUAAAGAGCGUCUGGACGCUGAGUGUGAGAGGGGGCAGGGCUCCAAGUGUUCCUGUGGCUUGGGGUUCUUUCAGGGCCCCCAUGUGAUCCUCUGGAGCCUAUUGUGUGCUCCUCUGGUGUUCCUUAUCGCCUUCAUCACGUCGUUUUACUAUGGAACGCUCACCUGGUACAACGUGUUCCUGGUCUACAACGAGGAGAGAACAUUCUGGCACAAGAUUACCAUCUGCCCCUUCCUCAUCAUCUUCUACCCCAUGCUGAUCAUGCCCAUGGCCCUGUCCCUGGCUCUGUACUCCACCCUGGCGCAGGUCUCCUGGGUCUUUAGUGAGUGGUGGCUGUCUGUCCGCGACCUGGAGAAGGGGUUCUGUGGCUGGGCCUGUGGGAAGCUGGGGCUGGAGGACUGUUCUCCAUAUAGUAUCGUGGAGCUGCUGGACUCUGACAACUUCUCAGGGAGCAUGCAAGGGAAUAACAAGGCUCCCGGUGAGGAUGCUCAGACGUCCUCUGUGUGAGACUGGGUUGUAUUCACUAGGAAGCAAACGGGUCGAAACAGGUUAGAACUACCUGAACUUAUCCGUUAAUAAGAAACACUUUUUUGCAAUGGUGUACCCACUAAUGAAUAUAACCCUGGACUGGCAUCAUGGACACAAACACAAACUGGCAUAGUUGUCAUACUUUCACAUUUUUCGAUACCAUCAAAAAAGCCGGUUAUUGUUUUAACUUACACUUCCUACUAAUUUAUCUAACCUCGCAUUCUUACUGGUUGUUAUUGAAGUGAACUCUGUGUUUACUGGGCCAAUCACCAUGUUGUUAUGUUUAAAAUGGUCUUAUUUAUUUGAAUAUUUCAACCACUAGCUAGUUUAGUUGUAAGUGUUGUCAAUGGAUGUUUUGUAUCAUAGGACGGGCUAUUAAAAUAUGUUUAAAUUAAAUAUACUGCAACAUGAGGGUCGCUACAAUACUGCCUAAAGUUUACUGUAUACGUCACGGAGGAUCAAACACAAGACCUAUCUAUCAAACAUAUUGAUAGAUUUCUGUUGAAAAACUGUUGCACUGAAAUCCUCGAUAGGACAGGCAGGAAGUUACCUUUUAUAUCUAAUGUACUGUACCCGCAUGAAGUAAUACUUGACCUUUCUCUCUUUCGGGUUGAAGAGAUUACAUUUUAAACUGUGGCAGGGUGGAAGGAACUCUGGGGCGUUCAUUCAGCAGACAAGAAUGUAGAAUUAAGAUUUGAAGGAUCUAAAAGGAUUUUGGUCAGUACCUCUGUUCUCUAUAUAAAGGUUCACCUGUGUGUGUUGUUCACUCACUCUUCACAUCAUGUUUGUUGCUCACCAUGAGAUAAAAUGUAUGGAAAUAAAACCUGAAUCAUUUUCACAGUUCAA